Messenger RNA from Naumovozyma castellii, 1140 nucleotides. RefSeq names its product tryptophan--tRNA ligase MSW1 (gene MSW1). The transcript has a single exon. The coding region runs from base 1 to 1140 and encodes 379 amino acids. The record is from RefSeq and is a predicted model, not a curated record. Lineage: Eukaryota; Fungi; Ascomycota; Saccharomycetes; Saccharomycetales; Saccharomycetaceae.
AUGCUUGCCCGUCGUUGCAUUCCAAGAUCCACUAGUGCGACACGACUCUCCCGAGGGCUGGCCUCCAUGAACAGCAAGGGCACUGUGCAAAACACGGACUACGCCCUACAGGACAUCUCCCAGACUCUCCCCUCCGAUGCCACCAUAUUCAGUUUGAUCCAACCUACGGGGAAGUUCCAUUUGGGCAAUUACCUUGGUGCCACGCGAAUAUGGAAGCAGAUUUCUCAAAGUAAGCAACCCACACAGACUGCCAUCUUUGGUGUAGCUGAUUUGCACGCCAUCACAGUCCCCAAACCGGACCCCAUGGAGUUCCUCCAAUGCCGACGUGAAGCACUCGCUAGCAUUCUAUCAUUGGGGAUCGAUCCUCAGAACGCCAUCAUGAUGUACCAAUCCGAGGUGCCGCAACACACGCAAUUGCAUUGGGUGCUCUCUACGUUCACGUCCAUGGGUGUGCUUAACCGAAUGACACAAUGGAAGGCGAAGGCCAAAUCUAAUCACAUGAGUGUGAAAUUGGGGUUGUUCUCCUACCCUGUGUUGCAAGCGGCAGAUAUCCUACUGUACAAGGCGACACAUGUGCCCGUUGGGGACGACCAAUGCCAACCAUUGGAACUGUGUCGAAGCAUUGCACAACAGUUCAACCAGUUCUAUGGUGACGAGAACUUCUUCCCCAUCCCGCGGACGAUCCUGGCACCAACGAAGAAGAUCCUGUCGUUGGGGGACCCAUUGAAGAAGAUGUCUAAGAGUGACCCGAAUAAGGAUUCGAAUAUCUACGUGAACGAUGCGGCGGAUGUCAUUGUCAAGAAGAUCAGGAAGGCGGUGACGGAUUCUGUGACGGGCCCCAUCACGUUCGAUCCGGUGAAUAGACCUGGUGUCUCCAACCUGUUGAACAUGGUGAGUGGGAUCACGCAGAGGGAGAUGAGUGCUGUGGAACAAGAGGUGAGCCACUUGAGUCACUUGGGUGAGUUCAAGAACUACGUGGCAGAGAUCGUCGUGGAGGAGCUGAGAGGGCCGCGUGAACGAUACGAGCAGCUGAUGAACGAACCGGAGUACUUGAAGCAAGUGGGCGAUCAGGGUGCUGAGCGUGCCAGGGCCAUUGCAGAGGUGAACAUGAGGCAAGUGUAUCGGAUGAUGGGUUUCUGA